Messenger RNA from Morchella sextelata, 1758 nucleotides. RefSeq lists its product as uncharacterized. The transcript has 2 exons. The record is from RefSeq and is a predicted model, not a curated record. Lineage: Eukaryota; Fungi; Ascomycota; Pezizomycetes; Pezizales; Morchellaceae. Bases 1 to 1758 code for a protein of 585 amino acids.
AUGAGUAACGCACUUGAGAGUGGACUUGCAUGUGGUGAGCUUUCCCUUCACGGGGAUUACGCUGGGCCCGUAAGAUCCAAUACCUUACAUCGGGACCGUCGCCCCCGAUGGAAAGAACUCUCUGAAUUCCUAGAAAGUCAAAAAAUGAUGAUCAAAGGAACGGACAAGAACCUUGGGCCUGUUAUCUUUUCGCGUGACUGGUACAUAAGCGAAGUGGAGAAAUUCCUCGCUGACGGUCAAAACUACCGGAAAUUGGAAGUUAGUUGGGCAGGGGACCCUGGUCCUACCUUGUUGUCAUACAGCAAGGAUCACCCGAUCAACGGAAGAUUCAAGUGGUUGGCUAAUACCAUCCAUGAAGUAAGGCGUGAUCUUACCCACAUCACACAAAGCCUUAUCGACGUAACCACCAAGCAAGAAAAGGAAUACCUUGAACGGUGGAAUUUGCAAUUUGACAUCCCUCGGUUUCAUGGUAUCCCAAAGAUACAUAAAAAACCUUGGGCCAUUCGUCCUAUUGCCCCCGGACAUUCCUGGGUUACGUCCCCCCUUGCUAAAUGGGUGCAGGUUAAAAUAGCCGGCGCCGCUAAGGCAACACCAUGGAUUGUUCAAUCAACCAAGGAUGUUGCGGCGCUAUUACGCAAGGCUAUUAUCCCUGACUACCGGACCCGCCGUAAAAUGUUCGUAUGUACAGGUGACGUAGUCGCCAUGUACCCGAACAUCCCUGCAGACGCACAUUCCAUUGUCACUGCAUGGUUCGCGGAUCACCCGGCGCAAUUAGAUCCCGUUCUGAACGAUAACGCACAUCUAUUGCAAGACGCCAUGCGAAUUAUCAACCAAUAUGGGAUGGUUGAAUUCAAUGGCUCGUUCUAUUCACAGCUCAAAGGUUUAGCGAUGGGAGCUGCCUGCUCCCCUGAUAUCGCAAAUAUUUAUGCUGCAUACUACGAAGAACGAAACGUUGAUUUCAACGUGCAAACUUUCGAGCACAAUAAUCCAUGCUGGGCAAUUCUUGAUAAACAUAACCUCGGACCGGUACUCCGCACCGAAUGGUCCGUGGUUGGUGAAGGCGAGGGACCUAGUCCGUUCCUCGAUUUAGAAAUCGAUAUUCUUUCCGGUAGUACAUUAGACUUUAAACUGUACCGGAAACCCUUCAACCAUUUUAUGCGUAUACCAUGGGAAAGCGCUCACCCGACGCAAGUCAAGAAAUCCGGAUUUCAGGGUGAACUUACCCGGAUAGCCACCUGCUCGUCUAGACGCGAAUUCUACGACCAGUCAGUAGCAGAGUACAUGGAACUACUCAUUGCGCGGGGCUAUCCACGUCAAGUCCUUCUAGCUUGGAAGGAACAGGAAGUAGAGAAACGCUGGAAUCUCGCCGUAUUACCAAAAGACGAUCCAAAGGCUCAUUCCUUUGCGGUUCUCAAAACCUCCUACAAUGAUGUAUGGAGCAACGUUAAUGUUGCAUCCUUUAAGACGGCGAUUAUCGAUGGAGCGAUUGAGGCUGGAGCGCUUUCUACGAAAGACGCAUUAUUCCUAGAGUCCAUUCGUGACACCAGAUUCCUUAUAUCGUACAAACGCACACGAAAUCUGUCUGACGACGUGAACGCGCUUAACGUCCAGAUGUCUAGAAUCGAUCCUGAAUCGUUCAACGACUUCGCCACGAGUGGUGCAUUCGACCUCUCUAAAGUUCUGUCUGUACAACGUACGUACAACGAACAAACCGAUGAUGACGACUCGUCAUUCAAUUCUUCUUCGGGAGAACUUUGA